UAUAAAAGGUAAGCAUUCACUGCAGCCCCUCAUCAGUUCAGUCUUGUCCUUUGAAGAAGCUAUAGUUCCUGUCUUCUGAAAAUUCCCAAAAUGUCUUUCUCAAGAAGCAAGAGGUUCAAUGAUAAAAUUGAAACAACGCCUGGACCUGGGCAAUAUUCAAUAAUUGGAGAAUUUGGCAGUGAUGCCAAAAAACACAAAAUUCAUGCUUCUCCGAGAUUUCAUGAAACGUGCAAACGAUUAAUAAAAAUGAAUCGAAGAAUGUGCCCAGAGUGCACCAAUGUCGAUAUUGCUACACAUCAGUCGCCUAAAGAAGUCGUCAAUCGAGACACACCUCGACAUCAGAAAGUCCACCAGAACGUAACGUUCAAGAACAAGGAAAAUACUGUUCCCGAAUAUAAGAAGGCUUUGUAUUACUUCCGCUUAUUCCGCAAAGUGGUGGAAGCAGAGAAAACCGAAUUAUCACAGAAAUAAAAUACCUAACUUGCAAGAAAAAAAAAUGUAAAUAAGUCACCAAAAAAUACUGUAAAUACCAUAAUAAUAUUAUAAGUUAUUAUUUACCUUACUACCUAUAUAUUCAUUUGCAUUGUAUUAAUUAUAUUUGUCAAAUUUUUCUUA
Harmonia axyridis is the source of this 615-nucleotide messenger RNA. RefSeq lists its product as uncharacterized. Lineage: Eukaryota; Metazoa; Arthropoda; Insecta; Coleoptera; Coccinellidae. The record is from RefSeq and is a predicted model, not a curated record. The coding region runs from base 91 to 471 and encodes 126 amino acids. The transcript is spliced from 3 exons.